UCAUGACAGUAUGAGAUAGUUUCAUGUGGUGGUUUUGCUGUUUUCAAAAAGUAUUUCAUCAUCAAAUUAUUACAUUUCAUUUACCAGACUGAUCACAUCUCAUCGUGGAAAAAAAGGCGUUAACAGUGGCACCUGCACAAAAUGUCGCACAGAACACUGAUAGACUUCAUAGUAAAAUAUCAUACACCACGACUGUUGAAUAACAUGGUGUUCUUUCCAAGCAUAGGAAAUUCUUAUUUUGGACGGCGUCUAGGGUUCCCUGUAGUUUCAUAUUCUACUUCUACUCCAAAAGUACAAUCUCCAAGAAGUUUCAGCACAUCAACUACCACUCUGACUGGAGUCCCGCUAACAACGGCGCCCAACCAAUAUGAAGGAAAAUUUCAGCUCAUGUUUACAUGCAAGAAAUGCGAUACAAGGAAUACAAAAUUCAUUACAAAACUAGCUUAUUACAAGGGUGUUGUAAUUGUUAUUUGUGAUGGUUGUGAAAACAAACAUUUGAUAGCUGAUAAUUUAAAUUGGUUCUCAGACAUGAAUGGAAAAAAGAAUAUAGAAGACAUAGCAGCAGAAAAAGGAGAAACAGUGCAAAAAAUCUUGUCCCCAGAUUUAGAAUACAUAGCGACUGAGAUGUUGAAGAAUUUGGAGAAAGAUGACUGUGAUGUUCCAUUAUUGAAGAGCUAACAUGUGCAACUAAAGUCAGGUUGGCCGAGUGGUCUAAGGCGCCAGAUUUAAAAACAUGUGCAACUAUGAUGUAACUUAUUUCCAAUGUAAAUAUGAAUAUUUAACAGAUUGGCAAUAUUUCAGUAGCAUUGUUUUUUUUAAAUUGCAACAUACUUAUUAGUAUUCUUAUUUCAGUAACUAAUGUAACUUGCACUUUAUAGUUUAAUCACCCUGAGUGAGGAUCCUUCAUGGACUAUUAUAACUAUGAAUGAAUGCAUUUAUAAAAUGAAUAAAGCAACUGUCUAACAGUGAGGUAUGAUUUUAUAAAUGUGUAGAUGCUCCAAUAGUCUAUUCAAACAAAUUUCCAGAUUAUUGUUAUACUUUAACUAAUUUAUUUUUAUUAAUUCUAAGUUAGGUUUAGUUUGUGUUUGUAAAAUAAUAAAAUGUUUAAUGAUUAAAUGAUUUAUUCAUAGUA
Amyelois transitella is the source of this 1132-nucleotide messenger RNA. RefSeq names its product DNL-type zinc finger protein-like. Bases 142 to 678 code for a protein of 178 amino acids. Lineage: Eukaryota; Metazoa; Arthropoda; Insecta; Lepidoptera; Pyralidae. Gene Ontology annotation, molecular function: zinc ion binding; protein-folding chaperone binding. The transcript has a single exon. The record is from RefSeq and is a predicted model, not a curated record. Gene Ontology annotation, cellular component: mitochondrion. Gene Ontology annotation, biological process: protein import into mitochondrial matrix; protein stabilization; protein folding.